Aspergillus pseudoviridinutans is the source of this 1020-nucleotide messenger RNA. Its product is annotated as mitochondrial 54S ribosomal protein mL46. Gene Ontology annotation, cellular component: mitochondrial large ribosomal subunit. Bases 1 to 1020 code for a protein of 339 amino acids. The record is from RefSeq and is a predicted model, not a curated record. The transcript has 3 exons. Lineage: Eukaryota; Fungi; Ascomycota; Eurotiomycetes; Eurotiales; Aspergillaceae. Gene Ontology annotation, molecular function: structural constituent of ribosome.
AUGUCUUCAGGACCCAAUGGCGCCAGGCGCAUAGCGUCUGUAUUGAGGCCUUCAAUAGUCGACUCCCGAGUCUGCAGAAGCUGUCAAGAGACGCUCGUUCGCCGCAAUUACGCCUCCACUGCUGCGACUAGUUCAGCUUCAGAAACCGUUUCAACUCCCGCCUCUACAUUUCCCGUCGUCAAACCUACACACAUCAUUAAGGCCGGCGUGGUCCUAUCGCGUCCUCCGCAAAUCACCCGCGACCUCACACCGUUCGAAAAGGCGUACUUCUUCUACCAGAAACGGCUGAACGAGCGACUGGCACUCCCAUUCACAAAAUACUUCUAUUUCAAGCGGGGUACUCCGGCUGAUGAGGACUGGAAGCGUAAGAUUCGGGAGCGUCAAACGCCUGCACGCGAUAUCGGCAAGUAUAACGCGUACUCGAAGGAAGCAUGGAACGACGAAUUGCUCGUCGGGGCAGUUGAGUCCGAACCUGAGCAUCAGAUUGAGAUGCUUGUGCAGGAUGCAGAGGCUACUGUGAAUGCCACUUCUCAAGAUACUAGCAAGAAGGAGGAAAUUCCCAGACCGUUUCCCCGAGUGACGGAGGCGGACGAGAAGAACGACCAGAAGAGCCUGAACCGGGCUCUGCAGAGAACCCUCUAUCUUCUUGUCCAGACCAAGGAGGGAUUCUGGAAACUCCCCAGUUCGCCGGUCGAGACAGGGGAGACCCUUCGCCUGGCCGCCGAGCGUACCCUGGAACAAUCUGCUGGUGUGAACAUGAACACCUGGAUGGUGGGCUAUCACCCUGUUGGCCACCAUGUUUACAACUUCCGACACCCCAAGACCGACCCCGCAACUGGCCAACAAUGGUUCGGCGAGAAGACAUUCUUCAUCAAGGGUCGUAUCAUGGCUGGACAGGCCGACCUGUCCGAGAACGUGCAGAACCUCCAGGACUUCAAGUGGCUGGCUAGGGAGGAGAUUGCCAAAUUCGUGCUCCCCCAGUACUACAGCAACAUCAAGAACAUGCUGGCUGAGCGGUAA